CCUUCUCCUGCAGUUAGAGCACCCGUACAAAUCCAAGAAAGCCGCGUGGCACAAAUUGCUCUCCAAGCAACGGCGGCGUGCAGUGGUUGCGUGCUUCCGCAUGACGCCCCUCUAUAACCUGCCCAGGCAUCGUGCUUGCAACAUGUUCCUGGAGAGCUACAAGUAUUCCUGGAUCUUCAGUGAAGAGCAUCCCUUUGAAGACAGAAUGAUCGACGAUCUAUCUAAACCUGGGCCACAGGAAGAGGAAGAGGAAGAGGAGCAGGAAAAGAAGCCAGACCCUUUGCAUCAGCUCAUUCUCCAUUUUAGCAGGACAGCGUUAACAGAAAAGAGCAAACUGGAUGAAGACUAUCUGUACAUGGCCUACGCUGACAUCAUGGCCAAGAGCUGUCACAUUAAUGAAGGAGAAGAAGGCGAUGGGGAAGAGGAAGAAGUGCCGUUUGAGGAAAAGGAGAUGGAGAAGCAGAAACUUUUAUACCAGCAAUCCCGACUUCACAACCGUGGAGCAGCCGAGAUGGUCCUUCAAAUGAUUAGCGCCUGCAAAGGGGAGCCUGGGGCCAUGGUUUCCUCUACUCUGAAAUUGGGCAUCUCCAUCCUAAAUGGUGGCAAUGAGGAUGUACAGCAGAAAAUGCUGGAUUAUCUGAAGGAGAAACGUGAGGUGGGAUUCUUCCAGAGUGUCCAGGCACUAAUGCAGACCUGCAGCGUGCUGGACCUCAACGCCUUUGAGAGGCAAAACAAGGCUGAAGGACUUGGGAUGGUAACAGAAGACGGAACAAUCAUCAGUCGUGAAAAUGGAGAGAAGGUGAUGGCCGACGACCUGUUCACCCAGGACCUCUUUCGGUUCCUGCAACUCCUUUGUGAAGGCCACAACAAUGAUUUCCAGAAUUAUCUGCGGACCCAGACUGGCAACACCACCACUAUCAACAUCAUAAUCUGCACCGUUGACUACCUUCUGCGACUUCAGGAGUCCAUCAGUGACUUUUACUGGUAUUAUUCAGGCAAGGACGUAAUCGACGAUCAGGGCAAACGCAACUUCUCCAAAGCGAUGUCCGUCGCCAAGCAGGUCUUCAACAGCCUCACGGAAUACAUCCAGGGACCUUGCACUGGGAACCAGCAGAGUUUAGCACACAGCAGACUGUGGGACGCAGUCAUUGGUUUCCUCCACGUCUUUGCUCACAUGAUGAUGAAACUGGCUCAGACGACGCCAGAGCUUCGAAAUGGCGAUUCCAGCCAAAUUGCACUUCUGAAGGAGCUGUUGGACCUUCAAAAGGACAUGGUGGUGAUGCUGCUUUCUCUGCUGGAAGGAAAUGUGGUGCACGGCACCAUCGCUCGGCAGAUGGUGGACAUGUUGGUGGAGUCCUCCAGCAAUGUGGAGAUGAUCCUCAAAUUCUUCGACAUGUUCUUGAAACUGAAGGACAUUGUGGCCUCCGAUGCCUUCCGCGAUUACAUCACCGAUCCGCGGGGCCUCAUCUCCAAGAAGGAUUUCCAGAAGGCCAUGGACAGUCAGAAGCAGUACACACCAUCGGAGAUCCAGUUCCUUCUCUCCUGCUCGGAAGCUGAUGAGAAUGAGAUGAUAGACUAUGAGGAGUUUGCCAACCGCUUCCAGGAGCCCGCCAAAGACAUCGGCUUCAACAUUGCUGUGCUGCUGACGAACCUCUCGGAGCACAUGCCUCAUGACGUCCGCCUGAAAACCUUCCUGGAACUGGCCGAAUGCAUCCUCAACUACUUUAAUCCCUACCUGGGCCGCAUUGAGAUCAUGGGUGCCAGUAAGCGCAUUGAACGCAUCUACUUUGAGAUCAGCGAGACCAAUAAGACCCAGUGGGAGAUGCCCCAGGUCAAGGAAUCCAAGAGACAAUUCAUUUUCGAUGUGGUCAACGAAGGGGGCGAGUCGGAGAAGAUGGAGCUCUUCAUCAACUUCUGUGAGGACACCAUCUUUGAGAUGCAGAUCGCCUCCCAGAUUUCAGAGGAGGAAGGUGAGGCGCAGGAAGAGGUGGAGGAAGAAGCAGAAAGCACAGAAAGCGGGGAAGCCGAGAGUGCGUCGGCACCUUCGGAGGCGUCUUCGGUCUUCAGCGACUUCCUGGAGAGCAUCUUGAAUUUCUUCCGCAUGUUUACCUAUCGCAACAUCCGUCGCCAGUUCCGCAAAGUCAAGAAGAUGACAGUCAAGGACAUGGCCGUGGGAGUGGCCACCUUCCUUUACACCAUCUUAAUGGGCAUCCUUGUCUUCUUCUAUAGUGUCCUCAAGUGCUUCUUCCUGCUCAUCUGGAACACCCUCUUUGGUGGUGGCUUAGUGGAGGAGGCCAAGAAGCUCACCAUGACCGAACUGUUGGCCAGCAUGCCUGAUCCAACUCAGGAUGAGGUCCACGGAGACGUGGCUCCUUCUGAUGAAGAUGAGCAGGUGACGGAAGAAGGAGAAGAAAUCAAUAUUGCAGAGUCCGGCAAGGAGGAUGCCUCAGGUGAAGGUGGAGAAGGUUUUGGAGGGGAUCCCAAGAAAGAGCAUUUCCGUUCCAUGGCCUCUGAUGCACCUGGCGGGCUUGGAGAUAUGGGGGACACCACCCCAGUGGAACCUCCCACACCUGAAGGGACACCCAUCCUCAAGAGGAAAUUGGUGGAAGAAGAGGCAAGGGAGGAGGAACUAUAUCCGGAGCUGGAGAAGAUUGAGGAACCACCAGCAGAACCAGAGAAAGCUGAUGCGGAAAACGGAGAGAAGGCUGCCAAGGAAGAAGAGGAGAAGAAAGAGAAAGAACACAAGGAGGAAGAGCCGCCAUCACCGCCACCAGCCCAGGAGGAGAAAAAGAAGAAGAUGGCCCAGCGGCCAGAGAAGAAAGAAGAGGAACAGGGAGUCUCAGAGUUUUGGAACGAGAUGGAGAUCCAGAGGGUCAAAUUCCUGAAUUACCUGUCCAGGAAUUUCUACAACCUGCGCUUCCUCGCCCUCUUCCUGGCCUUUGCCAUCAACUUCAUCUUGCUUUUUUAUAAGGUGUCAGACACGCCCCCCGGUGAGGAGGAGUUUGAAGGCUCUGGUCUUGAAGGCGAUCUGGAUGCAGGAUCCGGGGCAGGAUCCGGCUUCGGUGGAGACGACAACGGGGGCAACGGGGACGGCAACGGCAACGGGGACGAGGACGAAGAAGACAGCGUGGUCUACUUCUUCCUGGAGGAGAGCACGGGCUACAUGCAGCCAGCCUUACAAUUCCUGUCCAUCGUCCACACCCUGGUCGCGUUCCUCUGCAUCAUCGGCUACAACUGUCUCAAGGUGCCACUGGUCAUCUUCAAGCGUGAGAAGGAGCUGGCCCGUACGUUGGAGUUUAGCGGGCUCUAUAUCACGGAGCAACCGGAGGAUGACGACAUCAAAGGCCAGUGGGAUCGUCUGGUGCUCAACGCUCCGUCGUUCCCGAGCAAUUACUGGGAUAAGUUUAUCAAAAGGAAGGUUCUAGACAAAUAUGGCGACAUUUACGGGCGAGAAAGGAUCGCAGAACUUUUGGGCAUAGAUUUGGCCAGCCUAGAGAUCUCAGGACAAAAUGAAAAGAAAUCGGAGCCGGACACGUCGUUCUUGACUUGGAUUAGUUCCAUUGACAUUAAGUACAAGAUCUGGAAACUUGGCGUCAUCUUCACGGAUAACUCCUUCCUGUAUCUCUUCUGGUACAUGGUGAUGUCCGCCCUCGGCCAUUACAACAACUUCUUCUUCGCUUGCCACCUUCUGGACAUUGCCAUGGGUGUCAAGACCUUACGGACCAUCCUGUCCUCUGUCACCCACAAUGGCAAACAGCUGAUGAUGACCGUGGGGUUGCUGGCAGUGGUUGUCUACCUUUACACCGUGGUAGCCUUCAACUUCUUUCGCAAGUUCUAUAACAAGAGCGAGGAUGAGGAUGAACCUGACAUGAAAUGUGAUGACAUGAUGACGUGCUACCUCUUCCACAUGUAUGUUGGAGUGAGAGCCGGUGGCGGCAUCGGGGAUGAGAUUGAAGAUCCGGCUGGAGACGAAUAUGAGCUCUAUCGCGUGAUCUUUGACAUCACCUUCUUUUUCUUUGUCAUUGUCAUCUUGUUGGCCAUCAUCCAAGGUUUGAUCAUUGAUGCCUUUGGGGAGUUGAGAGACCAGCAGGAGCAAGUGAAGGAGGACAUGGAGACCAAAUGUUUCAUCUGCGGGCUUGGCAGCGACUAUUUUGACACGACGCCCCACGGUUUUGAGACCCACACGCUAGAGGAGCACAACCUGGCAAAUUACAUGUUCUUCCUGAUGUAUCUCAUCAAUAAGGAUGAAACGGAGCACACGGGCCAGGAAUCCUACGUCUGGAAAAUGUACCAAGAGCGCUGUUGGGAUUUUUUCCCGGCUGGAGAUUGCUUCCGCAAACAGUAUGAAGACCAGCUCAGCUAGAGGCUCCCCCGGGCGAAGCGGGGGCAAAGGCAGCUGCCCUGGGUCCACCACCUUUGCCCCCUUCCUUCAACCCUAAAGAAAAGGGGAGGGGGAUUCAGCACCAAAGCAGAGUGGGACAGCCUGGCUGACUGUCUUUUGUUUCAAGCUUGGGGAGAGCCGCCUCGUUCCCUCCCUCCACCCUCAAGUCAUCACUCCUAUGUCUUCUGCCUCUUGCUGCCAAGCCCCCUCCCCUCGGUGGAAGAGGUGGGUACUUCUGCCCCCCCCCACCCAACCCACCUCGCAAAAUGCCCCCCACCUGCUUGGGCUAAGCCAGCCUCCCACUUGGCCAGUAACUCGUUCCAACUCUUUCUGGUCUCCUGGCGGCGUGGAUGGUGGGGUUCGUGCAAUAGGCUUUUUUCCAGGUUAAAGUCCCCCCCACCUCUUCCCAGUUUCAAGUGCCUUUUAUUGGCCCUCACUCGCCCCCCCAGGAGAGGGGAGGGUCCCCCAUACAGGGAAAGACUACUCUUCCGGAUCCAUCAGGAGAACGGAACAGGACAAUUCGCCCUGUCCGACUCACCCUAAGACAACUCGUCGCAGGGCAAUUUUAACCAUUUGGUUUUAAUUAUUUAAAAUGAAUUUUUUUUAAUAUAUAUAUAUAUAGUUUAAUGUUUGCCCUUCCCACUUUGUUCUAUCCCUCCUUUUGUAUCCUUUCUUUAACAAUCCCACCCCAUUAUUUCUUUGAUAUUAGCAGAACUCUUGUCUCGCGGCAACUUGUCCCGCGGCGGUGAGUUGGACGUGGCGAGUCAGGGCAGGGAGAAGUUGGGGCCGAGUUUGCUCCCGAUUUCGCUCACCCAGCGUAGUCGGGUGCCAAAGAGAUGCAGAGGGUCUCCAAGAAGAAGAAGGCAGCCCCCUCUGUCUCUCCCCUCCGUGACUUGAAUUAACCCUCACACCUGGCCCUCCCUCUUGUGACGCUUAGGGUGGUGAGGGGGGGGUGUCUUCUCUUGCCCCAUCUGUACCAGAAAUCCCACCCAGUAGAGCCAGAUGUGUGUGUGUGUGUGUGUUUGUGUGUGCAUUGGGGCUGUGGGAGGCAACGGGCCCCGGCUCAGGAGGCUGCUGCGUCAUCUUCCAGGAUCCGCAGCAGUGGUGAUAAGCUAGCGAUUCGGACCGGUUGGUAGUCAAAGGAAGCCUCCCACGAUCAGAGGAGGAAAACAUCCUCUGACAAUCAGCUGAAAGGAGAAGGAAAAGCACACAAUCGGCCCUCCGACCGACCCCUGCGCUUUCCUCUCCUUUAUCCCCUCCGCUGAUUGGCGCUGCAGAGCCUCAGCUGGUGUGGGGAAAGCCGCGCCCGUCUGCGCGCCCAAUCACCGAACUGGUAGUGGAAACAGGUAGGGUCCCACUGCUGAUCCACAUGGCCCUUGUGCUCAGAAUUGGACCCCUUUGCCGUCCCCGAUUUAAUGGCCGUCCCCGCUGGACGUUUGAAGCCAGCUCUGUUGCGGGGGGAUGCAGACCCCCCUCCGUGGCUCUCCCGCCCCUCAAGUCCAGCUUUGGUUCUCUCUGCCAAUAAAACCAUAGACUGCUGCAACCCUCCGAGUCGGCAUCAUCCUUCUGCAGAACCAA
Molecule: messenger RNA, 5959 nt
Organism: Notechis scutatus (mainland tiger snake)
Lineage: Eukaryota; Metazoa; Chordata; Lepidosauria; Squamata; Elapidae
Source: RefSeq, a predicted model, not a curated record